CGGUCCCGCCUCCUGGUAACCCGGGCGACCGCUCCGAAGCUCCGCCCCCGCCUCGCGCUUCCCCAUCCGGGCUCUGAGGCCCCGCCCCCUAGGAGGCCGCGGGUUGUACCUCUCCGGCGCCCAGCCCGCGGGUGGGCCCUGGGUUUGCAGCGCGCGCCGCCGAGCGGUGGUCGUGUUCCCCAUGCAGACUACCGAGAGCUCGCUGGCGCCGCCCCGGCUGCCCCCGCACGCCCCGGGCACGCCGGCGCUGUCGGUGGUGGACAUGCACACGGGCGGCGAGCCCCUGCGCAUCGUGCUGGCGGGGUGUCCGGAGGUGGCGGGCCCCACGCUGCUGGCCAAGCGGCGCUACAUGCGCCAGCACCUGGAUCACGUGCGGCGACGGCUCCUGUACGAACCCCGCGGGCACCGGGACAUGUACGGGGCCGUGCUGGUGCCGAGCGAGCUGCCGGACGCGCACCUGGGCGUCCUGUUCCUGCACAACGAAGGCUACAGCUCCAUGUGCGGUCACGCGGUGCUGGCGCUGGGCCGCUUCGCGCUCGACUUCGGGCUGGUGGCGGCGCCCCCGGCCGGUGCCCGCGAGGCCCGUGUCAACAUCCACUGCCCGUGCGGGCUGGUGGCCGCCUUCGUGGAGUGCGAGGGCGGCCUCAGCCGCGGCCCGGUGCGCUUCCACAGCGUCCCGGCCUUCGUGCUGGCCACAGAUCUCCUGGUGGAUGUUCCUGGUCAUGGGAAGGUGGUAGUGGACAUUGCAUAUGGUGGCGCAUUUUAUGCAUUUGUUAGUGCUGAAAAGUUAGGACUCGAUGUUUGUUCUGCAAAGACAAGGGACCUUGUGGAUGCAGCAAGUACAGUGACAGAAGCAGUGAAAGCUCAGUUUAAAAUUACACAUCCUGAUAGUGAGGACCUUGCCUUUCUGUACGGAACUAUAUUAACAGAUGGAAAAGACACUUACAGUGAGGAGCCAACCACCAACAUUUGUGUGUUUGCAGAUGAGCAGGUGGACCGAAGUCCUACGGGCUCAGGGGUGACAGCCCGAAUUGCCUUACAGUAUCACAAAGGGCUUCUGGAACUGAACCAGACCAGAGCCUUUAAAAGCAGUGCCACUGGCUCGGUAUUCACCGGGAAGGCGGUGAGGGAAGCAAAGUGCGGGGAUUUUAAUGCAGUUAUUGUGGAAGUAUCUGGACAAGCCCAUUACACGGGUACAGCAAGCUUUACAAUAGAAGACGAUGACCCACUGAAGGAUGGGUUUCUUCUCAAGUGACUUCUAUGACUUUUAAAGGCUUUCUUUUUAAAGAAAUCAUUAUCUGUCAGUAAUUUUCAUCUGAAAUAUGUGGAAACCUAUAUCCAAAUUGUACAUGUAAGCCAAUUCCCAUUUUUCUAAAAUAGUAAACUAUGGUUAAAUAUAAAAUCAUUAUACCUUGCCCUAACCGGUUUGGCUCAGUGGAUAGAGUGUUGGCCUGUGGACUGAAAGGUCCCAGGUUCGGUUCCGGUCAAGGGCAUGUACCUUGGUUGCGGGCACAUCCCCAGUAGGAGGUGUGCAGGAGGCAGCUGAUCGAUGUUUCUCUCUCAUCGAUGUUUCUAACUCUCUAUCCCUCUCCCUUCCUCUCUGUAAAAAAAUCAAUAAAAUAUAUAUUUUUAAAAAUCAUUAUACCUCAUAAUUGCAUAGAUAUAUAGACAGGUACAUAGUAGAAAACAAUCAGUGAAUCACUACAGUGGGACAAGUCUCAUACUCUACCAGCUACAUGCCAGGUAGAUUUAAAACAUGAUGUCCUGGCUAGUGUGGCUCGGUUGGAUGAGCUUCGUUCCAUGCACCAAAAGGUCGCUGGUUCAAUUCCAGGUCAGGGCACAGAUAGGGUGGUGGGCUUGAUCCCCAGUAGGGGUUGUGCAGGAGGCAGCCGAGAUGUUUCUCUCUAACAUUGAUGUUUUUCUCUCUCUCCUUUCCCUUAUUCUCUCUCUAAAAUCAAUAAAAACAUGUUUGAAACAAUAAAAAAAAUAAAACAUGAAAGAAAUGUUAACUCGUAGUAUUCUUGCCUGUGAACCUGUUAAAAAUAAAUUUGAUCAUUACCAGUCAUUAUAAAAUGAAGAAUUAUAAUUAUUCAACAUGUAAUGCUCUCAAUAUUCCUUAGACUCGGCUGUGAUCAGUAGUAUUUCUUUUUUCUGACCUGACUGAAACUAAAGUAAUUAAUUCACUUAAACUGGCUUUGCCAUCCAGCAAGUCUGUAUAGACCCAGUCAUUAGGUCUGUGGUUUAAUUACCUGACUAAAAUCAAUUACACAACAAAAUAAUGUUUUCAACUCAUUCUCUAUUACAUUCUUUGGUAAAUCAUGUCUCUCUAAAAAAUAACACUAUCACUAACUUUUUCCUACUUUAUUUACACUCCUUUUUCUCUGGGAAACUAUCCAUCCCCUGAAUGUAGCCUUGCUGGGACCACCAGGCAAGGGCAGGGGUACACCAAUCAGACUCCUGCUCACAGGACCUGGGAUUUUUUUGUUGUUGUUAAUCCUCACCCAAGGAUAUUUUUCCAUUGAUUUUUAGGGA
Molecule: messenger RNA, 2532 nt
Organism: Eptesicus fuscus (big brown bat)
Lineage: Eukaryota; Metazoa; Chordata; Mammalia; Chiroptera; Vespertilionidae
Gene: L3HYPDH
Product: trans-L-3-hydroxyproline dehydratase
Exons: 5
Coding region: 182-1255 (357 amino acids)
Molecular function (GO): hydro-lyase activity
Source: RefSeq, a predicted model, not a curated record